This is a messenger RNA of Acomys russatus (golden spiny mouse), 961 nucleotides long. RefSeq names its product homeobox A4 (gene Hoxa4). Gene Ontology annotation, biological process: embryonic skeletal system morphogenesis; anterior/posterior pattern specification; regulation of transcription by RNA polymerase II. Gene Ontology annotation, cellular component: nucleus. The transcript is spliced from 2 exons. Lineage: Eukaryota; Metazoa; Chordata; Mammalia; Rodentia; Muridae. The record is from RefSeq and is a predicted model, not a curated record. Gene Ontology annotation, molecular function: RNA polymerase II cis-regulatory region sequence-specific DNA binding; DNA-binding transcription factor activity, RNA polymerase II-specific. Bases 61 to 918 code for a protein of 285 amino acids.
CGGCGAGAGCAGAAAAACGACACCGCGAGAAAAAUUAGUAUUUUUGCACUUCACAAAUUAAUGACCAUGAGCUCGUUUUUGAUAAACUCCAACUACAUCGAGCCCAAGUUCCCUCCCUUCGAGGAGUUCGCACCGCACAGCGGCCCGGGCGGUGGGGACAGCGGCGCGGGCGGGGGUCCUGGCUUCCCGCGGCCUCAGACCGCCUCGCACCUGCCGGCCCCGAACCUACACGCGGCCCGCCAGCCCCCUGCUUACUACGCGCCAAGGGCGCGCGAGCCCAGCUACCCCGGGGGCCUGUACCCCGCGCCCGCCGCCGCCUGUCCCUACGCCUGCCAAGGCGCCAGCCCCGCGCGACCCGAGCAGUCCCCGGCCCCCGGCGCGCACCCCACCCCGGCCCCUGCGCCCCCUGCGCCCCCUCGGCGCUGCGCCCCCGGUCCCGCCACCCCGGCUGUCGCGACAGGGGGCAGCGCCCCCGCGUGCCCGCUGCUGUUGGCGGACCAGGGCCCGGCGGGCCCGAAGGGCAAGGAGCCCGUGGUGUACCCCUGGAUGAAGAAGAUCCACGUGAGCGCCGUCAACCCCAGUUAUAACGGAGGUGAGCCCAAGCGCUCUCGAACAGCCUAUACCCGGCAGCAGGUCUUGGAGCUGGAGAAGGAAUUCCACUUUAACCGCUACCUGACCCGGAGGCGCCGCAUCGAGAUCGCCCAUACGCUCUGCUUGUCCGAGCGCCAGGUCAAGAUCUGGUUUCAGAACCGGAGAAUGAAGUGGAAGAAAGACCAUAAACUUCCUAACACCAAGAUGCGAUCUUCCAACUCAGCCUCGGCCCCUGCCGGCCCGCUUGGGAAAGCACAAACUCACAGCCCACACCCUCAUCCCCACCCUCUUCCUAGUGCCUCCACACCCAUCCCCUCAUCCAUAUAAUCCGCUAGAGACCUAAAUCAGUUUCUGUCACUUACCUGCCCUC